GAGCAGGGCAGCGGCUCCUUUGACGUCAGGGCCAAGUGAGGGGAUCGUGCCAGCAACCCCAGCCCGCCCCAAAGUGGGGCCCGCUGGCUGCUCGCAGGAGAGGAGCCCAACGCCGGGUGCCUGACGGCGAGCGCGCAGGGGGCACCAGAGCGGGUCGUCAGGGGCGCAGUAUGCCCCCUGCCCAUGGAAAUCGCCCUGGUGCCCCUGGAGAACGGCGGUGCCAUGACUAUCCGAGGAGGAGGUGAGACCCGGGCAGGCUGUGGCCAGGUCACAGGGGGAGCGCUGCAGUGCCCCCCGACGGCAGGGCUUGGCGAAGGGGGCUACGAGGCGGCACCAAGGCGGCGCAGUGCGCAGGAGGGCGCGGACCUGGGAGGGCAGCCUUUGCACCCUCUGCCCCGGGAGCGGCCACCGCCGAGAUCGCCGCCUCCUGAGGACGAGGAGGGAGAGGGCGACCCUGUCCUGGGCAUGGCAGAGGACCAGGCGCUGGGCGCGGCGUCCCUUCACCACCAGCGCGUCCUCAUCAACAUCUCGGGGCUGCGCUUCGAGACGCAGCUGGGCACCCUGGCGCAGUUCCCCAACACUCUCCUGGGGGAUCCGGCCAAGCGCUUGCGUUACUUCGACCCCCUGAGGAACGAGUACUUCUUCGACCGCAACCGGCCCAGCUUCGAUGGCAUCCUCUACUAUUACCAGUCGGGGGGCCGGCUGCGGAGGCCCGUCAACGUCUCCCUGGACGUGUUCGCGGACGAGAUCCGCUUCUACCAGCUGGGCGACGAGGCGAUGGAGCGCUUCCGGGAAGACGAGGGCUUCAUUAAGGAGGAGGAGAAGCCCCUGCCCCGGAACGAGUUCCAGAGACAGGUGUGGCUUAUCUUCGAGUACCCGGAGAGCUCGGGGUCCGCGCGGGCCAUCGCCAUCGUCUCGGUUCUGGUCAUUCUCAUUUCCAUCAUCACCUUCUGCCUGGAGACCCUGCCCGAGUUCAGGGAUGAGCGCGAGCAGCUGCGCCACGCGCAGGCGUCCCACCAGGCUCCCGCCCCGGCCCCGGGCGCCAACGGCAGCGGCCCCAUGGCGCCCCCCUCCGGACCCACGGUGGCACCGCUUCUGCCGAGGACCCUGGCCGACCCCUUCUUCAUCGUGGAGACCACGUGUGUCGUCUGGUUCACCUUCGAGCUGCUGGUGCGCUUCUUUGCCUGCCCGAGCAAGGCGGCGUUCUCGCGGAACAUCAUGAACAUCAUCGACGUGGUGGCCAUCUUCCCCUACUUCAUCACCUUGGGCACCGAGCUGGCCGAGCAGCAGCCAGGGGGCGUGGGAGGCGGUGGCCAGAACGGGCAGCAGGCCAUGUCCCUGGCCAUCCUCAGAGUCAUCCGCCUGGUCCGCGUGUUCCGCAUCUUCAAGCUCUCGCGCCACUCCAAGGGGCUCCAGAUCCUGGGCAAGACCUUGCAGGCCUCCAUGCGCGAGCUGGGGCUGCUCAUCUUCUUCCUCUUCAUCGGAGUCAUCCUCUUCUCCAGCGCCGUCUACUUUGCAGAGGCCGAUGACGAUGCCUCGCUCUUUUCCAGCAUCCCUGAUGCUUUCUGGUGGGCAGUUGUUACGAUGACUACUGUGGGUUAUGGGGACAUGUGCCCUGUUACUGUGGGGGGCAAGAUCGUGGGCUCGCUGUGCGCCAUUGCUGGGGUCCUCACCAUCGCCCUGCCUGUGCCUGUGAUCGUCUCCAACUUCAACUACUUCUACCACCGGGAGACAGACCACGAGGAGCAGGCAGUUCUUAAGGAAGAGCAGGGCAGUCACAGCCAGGGGACCGGGCUUGACGGUGGAGGCCUGCGCAAGGCCAGCUGGAGCAAAGUUUCCCUGGGCAAGGCUGGGGCCUCCCUGGAGAAUGCAGAGGGAGUCCGAAGAGGCAGCUGCCCCAUAGAGAAGUGCAACCUCAAGGCCAAGAGCAACGUGGACUUAAGGAGGUCCCUGUAUGCCCUCUGCCUGGACACCAGCCGGGAAACAGAUCUCUGAAUGGAGAUGCAGGCAGACUGGGGGUCCUUGGGGCAGGGGAAGUC
Elephantulus edwardii (Cape elephant shrew) is the source of this 2039-nucleotide messenger RNA. RefSeq names its product potassium voltage-gated channel, shaker-related subfamily, member 5 (gene KCNA5). Lineage: Eukaryota; Metazoa; Chordata; Mammalia; Macroscelidea; Macroscelididae. The coding region runs from base 184 to 1995 and encodes 603 amino acids. Gene Ontology annotation, cellular component: voltage-gated potassium channel complex; membrane. Gene Ontology annotation, biological process: protein homooligomerization; potassium ion transmembrane transport. The transcript has a single exon. The record is from RefSeq and is a predicted model, not a curated record. Gene Ontology annotation, molecular function: protein binding; delayed rectifier potassium channel activity.